AGGUUUUUGGGUUUUUUUAAUGAAGUGACGAGGAAGAAAAAAAAAACUCGUCUGUUGUUUGUUUGUGUUGUCUUCUCGCCCCCCUCCUCCUCCCCCCCCUCGUGAGGUUGGAUUGGAUUGGAUUCUCUCCCCCUCGGUCUAAUCACGACAUGAAGCUUUGAACUCGAUACAAACCCUCCGCGAAGUCCUCCACUCUCUAACCCACCCGCGUGACCCCGUUUCAUCCGCGCGACCUCAUUAAACAACCGAAAAUUCCUAGAACGCGUGGAGGUUUUUUCCCAAUCUGGCAACACGGGAAUGCACACGUCACGCGCGGGACCAAAAAAAAAAAAAACCACGCGCGGGUCGACUUCCGGUCUGAGAGAGGGGAACAAAACAAAACAAAACAUUCAUAACACGUGUAACUCUUCACACACUCCGUGGUUCUGUAGUAAACGAAGAGCUUCCGGUUUGCGGUGGAGCGCGUGGGGUUUUUUUUUAAAGUCUUAAGAAUGAGGACGUGAACGGGUGGUGUUUAUAAGUUUUUGGUUUUCACCGCCGGUAUUCCGACAGGCACCGCCUCCCUGCGCUCUGAUUGGCUGGUGCGUCACUCACGCGUGCACUUCAGUACCGCUAUCAAGUGUUAGAACCUGCUGCCACGCCCUAGAACUUUUAUUCAUAAAGUCUCAGCAAGAAACAUGUGACAUGUCAAAUCAGGACAAUAUGCAAAUAAUAAUAAUAAUGAAUGCUUGAUUUGCAUAUGAUUUAAAAAAAAUGCUUUUUUAAAACUUUUUUUUAGAUGAUUUAAUUUUAAAAACAACAGCGCUGUUCGAGUUCUGGAUUGCGAUUGGUCAGAUUCCAGAUGUUGAUUAAUUAGAAUACUAUGCAAAUGAGUUGAUCAGUAAUUCAUGCUUGAUUUGCAUAGGUUAAAAAUGCUUUUUAAAAUGAUUUAUUGUGAUAAAUCCAGUGGUCAGAGAGUUGUUUUAUUUACCGAGUUCUGGAUUGUGAUUGGUCAGAUUCAAGGUGUUGAUUAAUCUUCUAUAACGGCAGCUCUGACAGGUUUAUAUUAAUAUUAACGCGCUCGUUCGGAGACGUUAUCGUUUCUAUAGCAACAGCUCGUUCGCAGGGACGUGUACGGACGGCCGCGCCACGUACGUGCUUUGAAGUGAGUAAUUAUAAUCAGUUUAAUUAGAAUUGACGGUUAAUGCGUACAUGGGAUGUUUAUUGGUUGGCGUGGGCGUGACCUCGUGAUCUCGAGACCAAAGUGUUCAUCGCUUUAAUAACGACUGUCGUUAUGAGCUACAGUUUCACUGCCGUGAACGCGAGGUGGCUACCGGCCAAUCGUGACGCAGGCGGCGGCGGCGUCAGGAUAUAGAAAAUCUAUUUGUGUUACCACAUGUAAACUUUUUCAUUUCAUUUAGUUCAACCCAUCAUCAUGCACUGUUAUCAUCACCACCAUCAUCAUCAUGUAUUGUAAUGAAUUUAAUGGAUUAUAGGAAAUGAACUCGUCUGAGUGUGGCGUUAAAUCAGAUGGACAUGCACUUGAUAAAGAGGUUAAGGUCGAGAAGGACGCAGACGACAUUUCAGACGUCGAGACGCAACGGAAUUUGGAGGACGAGUGUUUGAACCGCUUCGCUCGGAGGAUCGCUAAGAGAUCUGCGUCGCACGGGUUCGACGGCCUCGACUCGGAGCAGAACCAGCCCGCCGGCAGAAAGAAGGCCAAGGUUGGAGAACUUUUCCAAGGUGGCGGCUCGGAGGAAACGCCCAGAUCCCCCCAGGACAGAACCGUAUCGUCAUACCGGAAGCCUUUAUACGGCAUUUCCCAUCGUAUCUCCGAGAAAAAGGCCAACAUGGAUCAGCACGAAUCCGGGACCCGGGUCAGCCGUAACGGGAUCCUUUUCCCAAAGUUGGACAGCCCGAUUCACGUGAGGUUCGAUGCGGCGUCGUCUUCCAGAUCCUCUACGUCCCCGGUAUCUCCCGAUUCUCAUCUGUAUCCGCUUUUCGAAAAGAUGUUCUUCAUUCUCAACAGUCUGAACUCCAGCAUGUCUCAGCUGCACAGCAAGGUGGACCUUCUUUCACUAGAAGUGACGCGCAUCAAGAAGCAGAUCAAGCCUUCGGAGAUGGCUAUGGAGUUCCAGCCUCCACCGGAAUACCAGCUGACCAGAGAGGAAUUGGGACAGUUGAUGGAGCAAACCUCCAGCGCUGGUGAACUGGGGUGCAGGCUGCUGGUCCAGCUAUUCCCAGAGCUUUUCACAGCUAAAGAAUGCGCCCACGGUUGCCGAGCUUGUGGCGUCGCCAGCAAAGCCGCUCUGGAUUCGUUGCACCUUCAACUCGUACGCAACUACAUGGAGUCGUGCUACCCGCUGGUCAAGAACGGAAACGUUUGGCAGAACGAGUGCCUGCCGCAGAUCAACGACUUUUUUAACCGUUUCUGGGCUCAGAAGGACAUGGAGAGCGGGCAGGUUUGCGGGAAACGGACCGGGUUCGACGCGGACCAAAACCACCACGGCUGCCAUUUCAUCAACGAGGACGGACAAGACGAGGGGCUGUCGCUGGAUUCCGGAGAGAACCCCGCCGUCAACGGCGGCCAGUUCGGCCACGUCGAAUCGGAUCUCGCGUUCGAUUCCCAAGAAAGCGGCGAGAAUCCCGACGACAUCACGUCAGCUGAGGAGUUUGUGGUAUUCCUUUUGAACAGACUGUUCCCCGAAGUGUUUGAGGAAGGGAGACUUCCAGAGGGCCACAGGACCGUCGGAGAGCUGAUGGUCAGUUCGGACCGACUGGAGAUUAUCCGUAAAUACAUGGAGGCGAAUUUUCCAGAAAUGCCCGAAGACACCUGGCUGCAGUUGUGCGUGCAGCGGAUGGAGGACGCGCUCGAGAAUGUUUCCGCCAACGGUGGCGAUCAGGAGAACCUCCCCGAGGAGAUCUACAACCCCGUUACUCUCCCUGACGAUGUCUCCGUGGUGAAGAUCAGUGAUUUUUCCGACUUUGAAAGGUGUAACCGGAGGUCGAAAAGGCUGCUGCUCGAACCCGUCGACUUCAACAAAAUGGACGUCCCUCGGCCGGAUUUUGACGUUCCACAAGAGUACCUACUCACGAAGGAGCAGCUGAGGAGCAUCUACAAUAGCAGCUUGUCCAUCGGAAACUUCGCCUCCCGUCUUUUGGUCCUCAUGUUCCCCGAACUGUUCACGCAAGAAAACAAUCGCAAGCACUACAACUGCAGCGGCUCGCUGGGAAAAAAGCAGCUGGAUCCUGUCCGGAUCAACCUCAUCCGCCAUUACGUCCAGCUGCUCUACCCUAGAGCUAAAAACGACCGGGUUUGGACCCUGGAGUUUGUAGGGAAGCUUGAUGAAAGGUGCAGGCGUAGAGACACGGAGCAGCGUCGCUCCUACCAGCAGCAGCGGAAAACCUACACCUCGGAUCAAGAUUCCGAUCUCGGGGACUACAUGACCGCUAGCCAGAUCACCCCGGAUCGUCCGAAAGAGGACUUCGACGUGCCCUCGUUGCCACCCGAAAAAAGUAGCAAAGACUUCUGUAAGAUUCCUCUGGACGACCUCCAGGUUUCCGAUCCAGACUUCCCAGUGCCUUCGUCGUACUUACUCACGGACUCCGAAGUUAGAGAAAUCGUCCAGCAGAGCCUCUCGGUCGGGAAUUUCGCCGCCCGUCUUCUCGUCCGUCUCUUUCCUGAACUCUUCACGCACGAGAACCUGAGGCUUCAGUACAACCACUCGGGCGCCUGCAACAAGAAACAGCUGGACCCCGUGCGACUCCGACUCAUCCGCCAUUACGUCGAGGCCGUGUACCCGGCGGAUAAAAUGGAGGAGGUGUGGCACUACGAGUGCGUUCCCAGCAUCGACGAGCGCUGCAGGCGCCCGAAUCGCAAGAAAUGCGACAUCCUGAAAAAGGCCAAGAGAUCGAACAGCAUCGUGUCGUGUUCCUAACGAUUUACGCCUGAACGAAACUCUAACUUUUGCACAAGACCAUCGGCGCGAGCUGUAAACGACGAGAUCCUCAUCGAGUAGGUCCUUGUUUACAAGAUGGAGCUACAGCAGCGAAGCUAAUUAACGAUGACACUAACGACAGAUAAUAUUAAUAUGCCAAGCUAUCGUACUUCUAACUUUUACUAGAAAAGCUAUCGUCGCCUUAGCCUAGCCGAUACACGAGUGGAAAGAACUGAAUCUUUAGUUCCAAGUCACUUUAGUAACGGCAGAGAGGGGUAUAUUUUGUUUUUAAUUCAUUCUAACGUUGCAGCACUGGUGUUUUUCUAACUUGAUGUCCUAGCUACGCUGUAGACUAAAAUAGAGAAGCAAAUCGAUGACUAUUUUUAAAUAAAAGUUUGCAUUUCAUCAGAAACGGA
This is a messenger RNA of Ictalurus furcatus (blue catfish), 4333 nucleotides long. It is a transcript of the gene bend3, whose product is annotated as BEN domain containing 3. Gene Ontology annotation, biological process: rDNA heterochromatin formation. The transcript is spliced from 4 exons. Gene Ontology annotation, cellular component: heterochromatin. Gene Ontology annotation, molecular function: DNA binding. The record is from RefSeq and is a predicted model, not a curated record. The coding region runs from base 1479 to 3917 and encodes 812 amino acids. NCBI's taxonomy places the organism in Eukaryota, Metazoa, Chordata, Actinopteri, Siluriformes, Ictaluridae.